Messenger RNA from Rhagoletis zephyria (snowberry fruit fly), 569 nucleotides. RefSeq lists its product as uncharacterized. The record is from RefSeq and is a predicted model, not a curated record. Lineage: Eukaryota; Metazoa; Arthropoda; Insecta; Diptera; Tephritidae.
GCAAUAAUCAAAUCAAAACGAACGGACAGAAAAUGCAAAUAAACAUGCUCAUACAAGUAUUGCUCAGCGUAACAGUUUGCUGGGUAGGAACGCACGCGGCGCCAGCACCACAGGACUUUCAAAAGACGGCUCUUACGAUGGCCAAUCAAAUGAAGGAGAUGGUGGAAAAUGGUGUAGCGACAGCCGGUGAGCAAAUACAAUUUAUGAGUUCUAAGGUAAACGAUGCUGUGGCAGUCGGUUAUGGUGAAGUUAUGAAGAUGCCUGCAGGUGGUAGACGUAAGCGUGAAAUCGAUUCACAAGCAUUGGGUGCAGGUAACUCGAUGAGUGCUGAAUCAGAUUAUUCCAAUGAAUCAGAUUUGAUUUAUUCGGGGGAGUCUCUGAGUGAUGAACAACGCAAGAAGACGGGCCGCGGCACCCGAUAGUGGGUCACGAAGCAGCUCAUCACAAUCUUCGUCCUCGUCGUCGUCAUCAUCAUCUUCGUCACAUUCUUCGUCGAGUGAAUCCGAUGACCAUUAAGGAACUAAAUGACGUGUGCGAAUCAUUAAGUGUCAAAUAAAAAGAUGCUGAAG